AUGGCAAGUGGCGUUAAAGAAUGUCCAAGUUACGGAACUACUAUCCAUUCGACAAAAUCGGCAAUGGACAAAGUCCUGGAUACAGCAGAAAUUCUGGAGAUGAUUCUGGCUCGGGUGGAUAUGCGCACGCUUCUCACUUCUGUUCAACGAGUCUGUCACAACUGGGUGAACCUGAUUAGCAAGUCCCCGUCAAUCCAAAAGGCCCUUUUUUUCACUCCAAUCAAGGAUUCCGAAUGGGGGGUGAAAGAAACGAUACUCAACCCGCUCUUAGCGGAGACUUUUCCUUCUAUCUUUCCUGCUAAGAACCGACUGGAUUACUACAAGUUCGACUUUUCCGACCUGAUCAUGACCAAAAACGGCUCAACUAUGGCUCACUUUGUACGAGAGAACGCAAGCUGGCGCAAGAUGCUAGUCCAACAACCUCCCAUCUCGGAUAUUGGACUUCUCUAUGUUUCUCAGGGAAUGAUGGGUGAUUGUGCCGGAAGCUCUAGUAUCUCGCUGGAUAAAAAAAAGCAAGAAUCCGGAUAUGAUGGUAUUCGGAUGGAAAGGCUCUUCGAGCUGUUGCUUACGCUUCAUUUCUCAGAGUUUACCAAAGUACGGGUGUAUUGGUCUACUGAAGUGCCGGUAAUAUUUCAAGGGAGCUUUCAGAAGAAUAUCUGUAAUGAGUUCGAUCGGAUCAUAAGCAAGUUUGGCUUGGUUGUUUAUACAGGCUCGGUGGUUCAGUGUUCUUGGAACGACAGCCCCCCAACUACUGCGGAACUGACCCAGAAGGAGAUUAUCACGGCAUAUGGAGAACAUGGUUUGGAUUUUGACGAAAGAAGAAAGUACAUCCUAGAAUCGAAGAGUGAGGCCACUGCAUUUCAAGAAGAGCGAGCAGAAUAUUUGUCUUAUAGUCCUUCGGCACGUUUAUCGUGGGACGGAGAAGUUGAUUUCAAUAUAACAAGUCCGACAAGUCCGGGUGGAUUUUCUUUGGAAUCGGAGGACCGGGCCCAAGUUUAA
This is a messenger RNA of Penicillium robsamsonii, 999 nucleotides long. Its product is annotated as F-box protein. Gene Ontology annotation, molecular function: protein binding. The coding region runs from base 1 to 999 and encodes 332 amino acids. The transcript is spliced from 2 exons. The record is from RefSeq and is a predicted model, not a curated record. Lineage: Eukaryota; Fungi; Ascomycota; Eurotiomycetes; Eurotiales; Aspergillaceae.